AUGACGGCCACACAAGCCGAACUAGACGGCUUCAGCGUCAGGGCUUCAGCCCUCCUUGAAAACGCCACUGAUGACACACGCUUGACCUAUCUGAGCCGGGCCAUUGCCGCGAAGCUCAAAGCUUACCAGCAAGACCCAAACACGAAUGAUUUUGACCCGAAUCUGGUUGCUGCUGGCCUUUCAGUCCUCCAAGUCGUCGAUGGUAUCAAAGCCAUGCACAUGAGCACUGGAAAUCAAGCCGCCGAGUGCGACUUGAACGACCCAUCCAGUCUCCGGGACCUCUUGUUCAACGAGGAUGGCAAGAUCACCCCAACAUGCAUUCCCUCGAUUAUGUUACCGGAUGAGCACGGGCAUCCUAUGUUGCCCUACAACACUCUCCUUGAGGUAUGCCCUUGCCUUCCCGACAGCAUCGUCCGCAACGAGCACCAGCGGACAACCCUGAGCUGCGAACAUUGCGUGUCAGAUGGAGUCUCCAAUCUGAGAGUGUUUUUGGACUUCUUCUACGCAGUUGCUGGCUAUUUUGGUCAUGAUAUUCAUCGGCCAUUCGAUCCGGAGUUCCGUGCACUCUAUGAUGACUAG
This is a messenger RNA of Penicillium subrubescens, 579 nucleotides long. RefSeq lists its product as uncharacterized. The transcript has a single exon. Bases 1 to 579 code for a protein of 192 amino acids. The record is from RefSeq and is a predicted model, not a curated record. Lineage: Eukaryota; Fungi; Ascomycota; Eurotiomycetes; Eurotiales; Aspergillaceae.